Messenger RNA from Chara braunii, 4716 nucleotides. NCBI's taxonomy places the organism in Eukaryota, Viridiplantae, Streptophyta, Charophyceae, Charales, Characeae. The record is from the annotation of a GenBank genome assembly.
GCCAAACAUGGAGGUCCUCCAUGCAGGCUUUGGAACAACACUUGACCGGUCUGCUCACUACUCCAGAUCUGGGAAUGAUCGACGUGUCUUGUAUGGAUGUAGUCAUGAGAGUGGCCCCUAAAGAAUACCUCUCCCUACUAGCACUCAAAGACCAUACUACCUGGCGAGAGCUCAUGACGGAUCUAGUCAACCUAGAGGCCAAGGACCUCGCCAGGCGGAAGAAGGCGCCCGCUGCAUGUGGGAAACCACAACGCAAGCGGUAUGGGAGCAGCAACCAGCUUGCACUGCAUGAUCAUCGAGAGGUUGAAGAUCAGUCCUACGCGGAUGAUUUGUCUCUAGAUGACGAUCUAGAGUCGGACUCCGAUAUGGGCUGUUCCACAUCAGCCAUUGAGUUUGACGUAAAUGAAGAUGAAAAACUUAAUGCUUUUAGAAAGACUGCUUCAAACAAGGGGCCUAACUGUGGUUCGGGUAAGGGAACUGUUGUCCACCUCCGCAAGAAUGCGAAGAUCCCUGAGAAACCGGAGGAUGCGUCUACCAAGCCUUGGGAAACCCUCCGACUGUUACAGACUCCAGGGAAACAAGCAAAGGGCGUAGAGGAGUCAUCAGCACUCCCUACAACAAGGGAAGCUGGAACAUCAGUUGCAGGCCUCUCUAACGAGCCUGAAUCUGAUCAACAACCCACUCCUGAAGCCCCGAACGACGCUGAUUCCAAGGCUGUUGCAGUUCAUGUGUUGUACACUGAGCCUUGGGAGGAGUCUAAGGAAGUUGACUUCCACGCUCACAUGGAACAUUGGCUGCAGCUCAAGCAGCAACGCCGUGUUCAAGGGAGUGUGGAGCUAACCUUCUUUAAACUGCUCAUCUACCGCCGAUACAUCCGCGUGCUGAUUGACAGUGGUUCAACCACUAAUUUUUUUUCUCAUAAUGGGAUUCGUAAGGCGGGCCUGGGAAUGAAGCAAGUGGAACUGCAGAACCCUUGUCAGACCAAGGUGGGCAACCAAGAGUUUGUCACCUCUACACAUGCUGUCAAAGGUGUGCGCGUCACCUUUGACAAGGACCACACUGUCACACAUGAGCUCAACUUCUACGUCAUGGACCAGUGUUCGUUCGACGCGGUCAUUGGCUUGGGCUGGCUAAAGGCUCAUUGCCUAAGGACCACGUGGGCGGACAACCAGUUGGUGGUGCGUGAUGCCAAGGGGAACGAGCGUACCGUCCUAUUGGAUGAGACACGCGAGUUCCCUGUGACUCUUCUAAGUGCAACCAAACUCAGCAAAUCAGUGCGCAGGCGCAAGGAGAUUGAGCAUGUACAUGUAGCUUUUGUAAAGCCUCUCCAUGUGCCUUCUACUUUUGCUGCAUUUUCUACCACGGUAAGUAACUCUACUUCUAUCACCGCUACUUCUAAUCCAUCUACUUCUAUUGUGAAUAAUCCUUCUACUUUUGAUCCAAGUACUUCUAAUCCGGUUGUCAUUGCCGUAAAUUCUCAGUCUAAUUUUCUAUCUCCUGAUGAGGAUGAUCCUCCACCGGAAGUCCCAGCAAACAUUCGCCAGCUAUUAGAUCGAUUCCCUGAAGUUUUGGCCGAGCCUCGUGGAGUUUCCGAGCGUCCGGUCAAACACAAAAUCGAGAUAAUAGAGGGGAGUGUUCCUCCAAAGGGCUGCAUCUACCGUAUGGGACAAGGCGAGUUGAAGGAGUUGAGGAGGCAGAUUGAUGAUAUGGUUGACCGUGGAUGGAUUAGUCCCAGUGAGUCUGAGUUUGGUGCACCUGUCCUGUUUGUGCCAAAGAAAGGAGGCAAACUCCGAAUGUGUAUUGACUAUCGUGGCCUUAAUCGGAUCACCAGAAAGAAUGCUUACCCUUUGCCUCGCAUAGAUGAUUUGCUAGAUGCGGCAGGUGGCUGCAAGGUCUUCUCCAAGAUCGACCUCAAAUCUGGUUACCACCAGAUUGAAGUUGAUCCGAGUUAUCAGCACAAGACUGCAUUCAAAACACGCGAUGGGCUGUACGAGUUCAUCGUUAUGCCCUUCGGUCUUACGAAUGCACCGGCCACAUUUCACUGCCUCAUGGACAAGGUACUUCGCCAUCAACUCAACAGGAAACUGAAGGAGGAUCUGGUCGAACACACCGCCAAGGAUCCGGACCUUAGUCCCAUCCUUGAGCAGCUCAAGGCUGACCCUAACAGUCAGCCUGAUUUUCAUGAGUGCGAGGGUCUUGUAUUCCGCCGGUAUGGGAAGUUCGACCGUUUGUGUGUACCCAACCAUGCGCCUCUCCGAACUCAUUUCUUGGAUCUGGCACAUGGUCGGAGUGGACAUUUCGGCUUUGAGAAGACUUAUGGAAGUCUUCUGCAGCAGUUUGAUUGGCCAGGAAUGAAAGGAUCUGCUCAGAAAUUUAUUGCUGAAUGUCAGGUAUGUCAGAGAACCAAGGUCCACAGGCAUAAGCCUUAUGGCCUGCUAAGACCCCUCCCCAUUCCUGAUGGACCCGGUGAAUCGAUCUCCAUCAACUUCACGGACAUGGGAAAGGUGAGUGAAGCAGGGAAUUCACAGGUCAUGGUCAUCGUGGAUCGUUUCUCCAAAUUUAUGAAUCUGAUUCCUUUCCCUCCCCAUGCACCAACCGAGCUUGUCAUCGAAGAGUUCCAUCAGCAGUAUAUUCUGCAGUAUGGCCAAUCGAAAACCAUUGUGAUUGAUCGGUACACCCGAUUCAUUAGUAAAGAUUGGAAGGACUUCACCUCUCAAAUCUAUGACAUUAAACUGAACAGGACUUCUGGUCGACACCCCGAAGCCAAUGGAUUGGCCGAGGAGAUCAACAAGACUGUCAUCCAACUACUGCGCGCAUUGAUUGUUCCAGAUCACAACACGUGGGACAAGGAGCUGCACAAAGUGAAGAGGCUGUAUAACAACUCCAUUCACUCUGCAACUGGCAUGACACCAAACCAGUUGCAAUAUGGUUGGCCGAUGCGUAACCCCCUCUCCUAUCUGUUCCCUGAACGGUCACCUUGUCUGAUGCCCGACAUGCCUGGCUACAAUGCCAAGUACGCAUGCUUGCUCAAAGUUGUUAUUGCAGCCAUGAACAAGCGCCAACAUGCCAUGAUCAAACAUGCUAACAAGUUGCGCAAAGAAGAAAAAUUCAAAGUAGGGGAUUAUGUUUGGGUUAAAAUGUCUGAGUUUUCUGAUGAAGAGGGCAUAUCACGAAAACUCCUUCCAUUGUACUAUGGCCCUUGGCAGAUUCUGAAGGUGAUUGGGGAUGAUUUUGGUCCUUCAUAUGUGAUUGWCGUGCCUCCUCAUCUGCGCACGUAUCCGGUCUUUCAUGCGUCCAAACUGUUCCCACACAUUGAUGAUGAGACGUUUCCCUUCCGAGACCCUAUGAUACCUCGCUUUAUCGACGACGGCCGUGAGAUAGAAAAAAUCGUUUCUCACGAGGGAAGAGGGAGGAACAAACAGUACAAGCUUCACUUCCUCUAUCACCCGUUGACUGAAUUCUUCUGGAUUGACCGAAAAGAGUUGCUAAAGAGUGCUCCCCGUGUUCCCGCGGGGGAGGGCGACAAGGAAGAGGCCGUGGCAGAGGAAGAGGAGGCCGCGGUCGUGGAGGAAGAGGACCCGACACCUAGAGGGGUGGUGACGAAGGAAGCUACUACGUGGGAGGAAGGGGCAAUGGUCCCGCGCAAGGUGGCCGAGGACCCAACUCCACAUGGGGAAGAGGAAGAGGCACGUGGAUUGAGAACUGGGAUCGUUCACGGGGAUGACAUCAAACCGGAAGAUGCAAAGAUUGCAGCCAUUCGAGAUUGGCCUAACCCACGUACAUUGACGGAACUACGAUCGUUCCUUGGAUUGGCUAGCUACUAUCGUAAAUUCAGCGCCCAGCUCUCCACCGCGGCUAUGGUGGAGGAGCACAGGCUGGAGGAGGAGGAAGACAAGGACUGGGAAGAGGGACAGAGCCAGAGCAUGGCAGACAUCUCAUCUCCCCAAUGGCAGGCCAUGAUGGACGCAGCGAACGAGAGCGAGAAACCAUUUUUUCAGAAACUUUAUGAGGACGUGAUACACAGAGAGAGGGAGGCAGAGGCACCAUCCAAAGCCACAAGUAUUGCUACCCAAGUGACCCUCCUCGAGGUUCCGGAGUCUAGGGAUGCCUGGUUCCAAGAGAAGCUAGCUGCUGCUGUUGCAACCUUGGUUCAACUGCGGAUCUUGGAAGAUCUUGAGUCCUGUGUGACAACUCUAGAGCAGCAUAACCAAGAGCUGCAGGUUGAGAUCGUCAGCCUCAAACAAACCCAACUGGCUGCCCCCAGUCCUCCUAAUCCUUGUCCUGCCGCAGUCCCAAUCACUCACCCUAACACAGUCCUCAUGCAGAGAGCAAGUGGAACUGUGACGAGCGCAGGAAUCGGUGCCAGCUUCUCAAGCGGCAGCACCGACAUUUUUGCACUGGUCCUAGUCCCAAAUGCAGGAACAUCAGCCCAAAACGCCGCAGUUCUUACUGACGUACAAUACAACGGUCCCAUAGUGGACAAGAGGGCGGCCACACUGCCAUCCAAGUACGAUGGGAAGCGGGACAUCACCUCUUGUAUCAGCUCCAUGCGCUCAUACUUCGAGGUACUGCGAACACCGCAGGAAGACUGAAGCAUGAUCAUGGGCACAAAUACUGAGCCCGUCGUACUGAGUUUCAUAGAACUCCAAGCUGUUAGUGCAGGUCAUGAGAGAAUUGACCUGACUGAGUGGUUGAAAGUAAAUUCUGUACGUACUC